Molecule: messenger RNA, 1098 nt
Organism: Quercus lobata
Lineage: Eukaryota; Viridiplantae; Streptophyta; Magnoliopsida; Fagales; Fagaceae
Product: gibberellin 20 oxidase 1-like
Exons: 3
Coding region: 1-1098 (365 amino acids)
Source: RefSeq, a predicted model, not a curated record
AUGGCUCUAGAAAUUGAAGAACGACAUGUUGAGUCACUCUCCACCAUGGAUCACAAUUUAUGUGUCAAAAAUAUCAUAUGGUCCAAGGAAGAAUGGCCAGCAAUAAAUUAUGAUGAAUUUGUAGAUGGGGAUGACAUUCCUAUUAUAAGCGUCCAGGUUUUAGAUGAGAAAAAGAAAAAGAGCCAAGAUUAUGAGAUUUUGUGCCAAGCCAUGGUAAAUGCUAGCUCCAGUUGGGGAUUCUUCAAAUUAGUAGAUCAUGGGGUUGAUUUGAAAGUCAUAGAGAACGUGAAAUUACGUUUGAAUGAGCUUUUUGAUCUUCCUAUGGAGCAGAAGCUAAAGGGUGCAAGAUCUGCCAGUUUACCAUUGGGCUACAGUGCCACAAAUCCUGAUUAUGGGAAAAAUUUACCUUGGGCUGAGAUCUUACAACUACUUCAGUCACCCAAACAUGUUGUUGCAUUUGCAACAAAGGUGUUUGGUGAUCAACACCAGUCAUUUAGUGAUGCAAUGAUUGAGUACAUGCAUGAGUUGGACAAACUAGGAAUGAAAUUUUUUGAGAUGUUGGCAUCUGGAUUGGGCCUUGAAGAUGACUUCUUUACAAAGAGCUUUGAAGAGAAAGGCUAUACCAUGAUCAGAAUCAACAGAUAUCCUCCUUGUCCCCUUCCAGAAAAAUGUCUAGGACUUGGGAGCCAUUCAGACCCCCAUGCUCUCACAAUAUUGUUACAAGACCAUGUUGGUGGACUUCAAGUCUUAAAGACUGACCACCAAUGGGUUGGAAUCCGACCUAUCCCCAAUUCUUUUGUCAUCAACAUUGGUGACACCCUUGAGGCAUGGACUAAUGGGAGGCUAAAGAGUGUUGUACACAGAGCAGUGGUAAACAAAGAGAAACAGAGGCUAUCGGCUGCAUAUUUUCUCAGCCCAUCAAGUUCUGCAAUCAUAGACUGCCCUCCUCAGCUCAUGGUGAUGGACCCAAGCACCAACCCAAGAAAGUAUAUCCCUUUCACUUGGGAAGAUUUCAAGAAGGAACUUCUGGUUCAAAAGAGGGUAGUAGGUAAAACUGCCCUCAAUAGAUACCUCAUUCUAAUUGAAAAGCCAAUAUAG